GCACAGCCGCUGGCGGGCAGUAUUGUACGCGUGAUGGGCGUGGAGCCGGUGGUUAUGGCUACUCGUCGAGCUUUGCACUUCGUAUUCAAAGUGGGAAACCGCUUCCAGACGACGCAUUUCUUUCGCGAUGUCCUGGGGAUGAAGAUUCUGCGGCAUGAGGAAUUUGAGGAGGGCUGCAAAGCUGCCUGUAAUGGGCCUUAUGAUGGGAAGUGGAGUAAAACAAUGGUAGGAUUUGGACCUGAGGAUGAUCAUUUUGUCGCAGAACUGACCUACAAUUAUGGUAUCGGACACUACAAGCUUGGCAAUGACUUCAUGGGCAUCACACUCGCCUCUAGCCAGGCUGUCAGCAAUGCCAGGAGGCUAGAGUGGCCACUCAGCGAAGUUACAGAAGGUGUUUUUGAAACCGAAGCCCCCGGAGGAUAUAAGUUCUACUUGCAGAACCGGAGCCCGCCUCAAUCAGAUCCUGUGUUAAAAGUCACUCUAGCGGUGUCUGACCUUCAGAGAUCCUUGAACUACUGGUCUAAUCUACUGGGAAUGAACAUUUAUGAAAAAGAUGAAGAGAAGCAAAGGGCUCUGUUGGGCUACGCUGAUAACCAGUGUAAGCUGGAGCUACAGGGCAUCAAGGGUACCGUUGACCAUGCGGCAGCUUUUGGAAGAAUUGCCUUCUCUUGCCCCCAAAAAGAGUUGCCAGACUUAGAAGACUUAAUGAAAAGGGAGAACCAGAAGAUUCUGACUCCCCUGGUGAGUCUGGACACCCCAGGGAAAGCAACAGUACGAGUGGUCAUUCUGGCUGACCCUGACGGACAUGAAAUUUGCUUUGUGGGAGAUGAAGCAUUUCGAGAACUUUCUGAGAUGGAUCCAGAAGGAAGCAAGUUGUUGGAUGAUGCAAUGGCCGCAGACAAAAGUGAGGAAUGGUUUGCUAAGCAAAAUAAACCAAAGGCUUCGGGUUGACAGAGACACACUGUGGAGCCAGCAUUUGUGCCUCCUGUCGAGCACCUGCAGGCCCGGGGUGUCCGUGCCUGAUAAAUGCUAUCAUGACUCAGUUGUUCCUGCACAAGCAAGGAGGCUGGGGUGCUGAAGAUCUGUGUGUUUUAAUCUUUGAAAGCUCCCAGAUAGAUUUUAGAAAUAAAGUCUUACUAUUACCAGUCCCAUUAGCGGAGAACUCGUGCUGUACGCUGCACUGGCAUCAGAAUGGCACCUUCUGCGUGUAACUCGAGUAGAUGAGUCAUCAUUUUUCAGCCUGGGCAACAAUAUGGGACAUUACCUUUGGUUGAAGGUGGAGGGAAUUUUUGAUAAGCUUAGGACAGGAAUACUUCCAACCCCAUGAUCGCGUGCUCUUCUAACGCCCUCCUCUGGCAGGCCUUGACAGUGAAACAUUUUAAAGACAUUUGGUUCAUUGAAUCAAAAGAUUUGACUACCACUCACACAUUCCUUGCUUUAAAAUUUUGAAUAUCCAGAGAAAACAGAUGGAAGGAUCUCAUGUGUUGUGCUGCCACAUGCCUGGCUUCAGGCCACUUUCUUUAUAUAAUUUUCUUAAAUCCUCACGAGAAUCUUAAUUUCUGAAAUAUGGAUUUGAUUUCUGAAAUAUGGAUUCGAUAUUUCUUCAGCCUGAAAAAAAAAAGUUAACACCUUCUUAGAGUUUUCUAUUUGGUGCUACAGAACAAAUAACUUCUACUCAUUGGAAACAGAACUAUAUUGGCCAUAUUUAUUAAAUAGUUUUUGGAACUCUACUCCUGAAAUCACGUUUUUUUGCACCAGCCUUUAAGACUCCUUAUUUAAAAAUGGUGGUGGCCAGAUUCUAAUUAUAGGGAAGAAACUGAAGAGAUUGAAAAGGACUGACUCAGGUUACCAGUUCCAGAAAAAUACAUCUGAAAUGACCUCAGUUAUUCUCCCUGGCUGGCAGGAAAUUUCGGGGUUUCAGUUCCUCUUCUUACUAUAGGGUGGUCUUCCCUUCACCGACAGAAAACAGUCCUUUGCUCUCUCCGCAGCAUUUUCCAUUCAGCUUAAAUUCCUUGUCUUAGGGGAGCAAUCAAGGGUUUCAAAGCAAAUCAGGUUCUAGACGUUCCUUCCCCAGACAAUUGGUUCACCUGUUUGCAUAUACAUGGGGAAAUUAUUGUGUAGAUUUUGAAUAACCAGACUUCUCUGCGUCUCGGCAGACUAAGAUUUAACUCUCAGAUUUCCCUUUAGCUUAGUAAGUAAUUCUUGAUGUUUAUCUCUGGGAAUACCGUUACUGUACAGAGAAACUAUGCUUUUCCCAGGGUAUCAGGCUACUGACCUAGGCCUUCUGAGUGUCAAUAAAAUAAAUGGUUUAUGUAA
Messenger RNA from Suricata suricatta (meerkat), 2316 nucleotides. RefSeq names its product glyoxalase domain containing 4 (gene GLOD4). The record is from RefSeq and is a predicted model, not a curated record. The transcript is spliced from 9 exons. The coding region runs from base 34 to 951 and encodes 305 amino acids. Lineage: Eukaryota; Metazoa; Chordata; Mammalia; Carnivora; Herpestidae.